Messenger RNA from Cryptomeria japonica (Japanese cedar), 837 nucleotides. RefSeq names its product enoyl-CoA delta isomerase 3. Gene Ontology annotation, cellular component: peroxisome. The record is from RefSeq and is a predicted model, not a curated record. NCBI's taxonomy places the organism in Eukaryota, Viridiplantae, Streptophyta, Pinopsida, Cupressales, Cupressaceae. Bases 1 to 837 code for a protein of 278 amino acids. Gene Ontology annotation, molecular function: enoyl-CoA hydratase activity; delta(3)-delta(2)-enoyl-CoA isomerase activity. Gene Ontology annotation, biological process: fatty acid beta-oxidation. The transcript is spliced from 3 exons.
AUGGAGAGUAACGUGGACUCCCUUGCUCGUUCGGUGACUGCAAACUUGGAACUUUGCUUGCUGUUCAAAACGAUUGGGCUGAGACAACAGAGGGUUAAAGAAACACGUGAGUUAGCCGCGAGGAUUUGCACCCUAGAGAAGCGUGGAAAGGUGUACAUCUUGACCUUGGUGGGUGACAACGAGGAGGACGAGCACAGGCUCAAUCCCACAAGUUUCGAUGCCAUCGCCAACGCCCUAAAAGAGGUGGAACAAUCACCAGACGCAGCAGCCCUGGUAACCACCAACGCAGGCAAAUACUUCUCCUGCGGCAUCGACAUGAACUGGAUCGGCGAGAGCCCCCACGACCGUAUGGACGUAGUCUUAGAGAAGUUAGAGAACAUGCUCGCAUCCUUCAUGAGGCUCAACGUCCCCACCGUCGCAGCCAUCCGCGGCCGCGCCGUGUCGGGCGCUUACAUGCUGGCUCUGGCCCACGAUUACCGCUUCAUGACGCAGGGCUCGGGCGAGCUCUACAUGUGCGAGCUCGAUCUUGGCUUGCCCAUCCCAAAGAGUAUGCUGACGUUGAUUCGCAGCAAACUGCAGCCCGCAACCCUGCGCGAUGUGGUGCUGCGCGCCAGCGAGCUGGACGCACAGAUGGCCUUUGAGAAAGGGAUUGUGGACGGCGUUUUUGAGGACAAGGCGGGGACUUUGGAGGGAGCGGUUAAGGAGGCAGAGAAACUAGCGGCCAGGGGAUGGGAGAGGGAGAUCUACCGUGGCUUCAGAUUGGCUACCUUUCCUGGGGUUGCUGAGGCGCUCGAUAUUAAUGUUCCCUAUCGCGUACCGGCUUCUUUCAAGUUCUGA